UGACUAAGAAAUCAAUGUUGUCAGUAUUGCCGCUUCAGUUUUGUUGGUUAGGAACGUUCGCGAGUUUUGAUGUGAUUUAUUUGCAAAGUAAUACAUUGUCAUAGAGUAUCGAAGAUAAAAGGAGAAAGAGAACGAGGAAAGAAAAACAAGAAACCAUGUCCAGAUCCAUAGUGUUCGUAACGGGUAACGCGAAGAAGCUAGAGGAGUUCGUCGCCAUAUUAGGCAAGAAUUUCCCUCAGCAGAUCAUAAGUAAGAAGAUCGACCUGCCGGAGUAUCAGGGCGAGAUAGACGACAUAUCUCGUGAUAAAUGCCGGGCCGCGGCGGAGGUUGUGAAGGGGCCGGUGAUCAUCGAGGACACCUGUCUUUGCUUCAACGCGCUCAAAGGUCUUCCGGGGCCGUACAUUAAGUGGUUCCUCGAGAAGUUGGGUCCCGAGGGUCUCUAUAGAAUGUUGAAUGGAUGGCAAGACAAAUCGGCGGAGGCGGUAUGCACCUUCGCCUAUUGCUCCGGCGAAGCUGACGCCAAGGUCCACCUUUUCCAAGGCCGAACUCAGGGCACCAUCGUGAGUCCGCGAGGUCCCAGAGACUUCGGCUGGGACCCGUGCUUCCAGCCACUGAACAUGGACAAGACUUACGCGGAAUUGCCGAAGGAGGAGAAGAACAAAAUCUCUCAUCGCAGUCAGGCGCUGGAGAAGCUGAAGGAUUACUUAAUGAAUAAUCAAAAUAUUUAACUGAUUAUAUCAAUAUAAUAAAGAGUUAUUGGCCUUUUCUCUCA
Messenger RNA from Odontomachus brunneus, 772 nucleotides. Its product is annotated as inosine triphosphate pyrophosphatase. Gene Ontology annotation, molecular function: nucleoside triphosphate diphosphatase activity. The transcript is spliced from 2 exons. Gene Ontology annotation, biological process: nucleoside triphosphate catabolic process. NCBI's taxonomy places the organism in Eukaryota, Metazoa, Arthropoda, Insecta, Hymenoptera, Formicidae. The record is from RefSeq and is a predicted model, not a curated record. Gene Ontology annotation, cellular component: cytoplasm. The coding region runs from base 156 to 728 and encodes 190 amino acids.